AUGACAAUAAAAGGAAAUAAACCAAAAAAAGGUGAAAUUUCCAGUAGAAAUUUUAUACUGGAUAACAUGCCAAGCUCUCUCUUCUUCACUUUAGUCGUUCCCGUGUUUGUUGACAUGGAAACCCCUUUGCGGCGCCGAAAACAUGAUUCCCUUCAUUGCACGAGCACGUCCGCAGCAACUUUGGCACACACUUCGACAAUAUUCGGGUGCAGUGCUGCCGGACACAGCGGUAUCAACCAAUUGGGUGGCGUUUACGUCAACGGUAGGCCUUUACCAGACAGCACAAGGCAAAAAAUUGUCGAACUCGCACAUUCCGGUGCAAGACCAUGCGACAUAUCGAGAAUAUUACAAGUAUCCAAUGGAUGCGUAUCGAAAAUAUUGGGGAGAGCCAUUGGUGGUUCUAAACCAAGAGUCGCGACAACACCUGUAGUUUCAAAAAUAGCUGAUUACAAACGUGAAUGCCCAUCGAUAUUUGCAUGGGAAAUACGAGAUCGUUUACUAUCGGAGGGUGUUUGUACAAACGACAACAUUCCAAGUGUGUCUUCCAUAAAUCGUGUUUUAAGAAAUUUAGCUGCACAAAAGGAGCAAUCAUCGGCUCAAAAUGAAUCCGUUUAUGAUAAAUUACGAAUGUUUAACGGUCAAGCACCAGGUUGGGCUUGGUACCCGGGUACACCUCCUACAACACAUUUGACAUUACCACCUAAUCCUACGACGACGUUACCCGGACAAAUGUCAAGAGAUGAUUUACAAAAAAGAGCAGCAGGAGCAGGAGGAGGAGGAGGAGGUGAUCUCGGUUCUCAUCAUGGAGAAAAUACAUCCGAUGGAAAUUCUGAACACGGAUCUUCCGGAGAUGAAGAUUCACAAUUAAGAUUAAGACUCAAAAGAAAAUUACAACGUAAUCGAACGUCAUUUACUAACGAACAAAUCGACAGUUUAGAAAAAGAAUUCGAAAGAACUCAUUAUCCGGAUGUAUUUGCCAGAGAAAGGUUGGCAGAAAAAAUUGGUCUUCCUGAAGCAAGAAUACAGGUAUGGUUUAGUAAUAGGAGAGCUAAAUGGAGAAGAGAAGAAAAAUUACGAAAUCAAAGAAGGACGGUCGAACCAGUGGUUAGCCCACCUACGCCAUCUAGUAGGUUACCACUUAAUACAGGUUUUAAUUCAAUGUAUGGUAGCAUACCGCAACCGAUUGCAACUAUGUCGGAAUCUUCGAUGACUUCGAGUUUAAGUUCUAUGAACGGUAGUUGCUUGCAGCAAAGGGAUGCUGCUAGCAGUUAUCCUUACAUGUUUCACGAUCCGCUUCACAGUUUAAGCUCAACUUAUAAUCAUUCUAGAGCUGCUGCAGUUUCUGCUGCUUGUAAUUCAGCAGCAGCACAUCAAAAUUCAGUCAAUACACAUUCGAGUUACGGAACCGUGGGUUCGAGUUCGACCGGACCUUCCGGAACGGGCGUUAUAUCAGCCGGAGUUAGCGUACCCGUUCAAAUCCCGAGUCAAACACCGGAUUCAAUGUCAAAUUAUUGGCCUAGAAUUCAGUGA
Pediculus humanus corporis (human body louse) is the source of this 1530-nucleotide messenger RNA. Its product is annotated as Paired box protein Pax-6, putative. Gene Ontology annotation, molecular function: DNA-binding transcription factor activity, RNA polymerase II-specific; RNA polymerase II cis-regulatory region sequence-specific DNA binding. The transcript is spliced from 9 exons. The record is from RefSeq and is a predicted model, not a curated record. Lineage: Eukaryota; Metazoa; Arthropoda; Insecta; Psocodea; Pediculidae. Bases 1 to 1530 code for a protein of 509 amino acids. Gene Ontology annotation, biological process: anatomical structure development; regulation of transcription by RNA polymerase II.